GAGAGCAGCCGGAUCUGGGUGCCGCAUCCGGCCCAACACUGCCCUGCCGCCCCUCCGCGCGGAGGGCGAUGGGGCAGCUCGUGGGCAGGACGCUCCAUCCGCCCGCCCGCGGGGGGGGUAGGGUAUGCGGGGAGCAGCAACUUCCUCUUUCCGUGGGCUCGCCGGUGGCGGCAGGCUGAGGGGAGCCGAGGGGGAGCCCCCUCUCACCGGCCGCGCUGUGGUGUGUGUCACCAUGAGCUGCCCUGGCAGGGCCAGCAGCGCCUUCCCCCUGCACGUCCUGGUUUGGAAUAAUGACUACAGGCGGCUGGAUGAGGAGCUGCGGGACCAGGAUGUCGACCAACGGGAUCCCCGAGGCCGGACCUUGUUGCAUCUCGCUGUUUCCUUGGGUUAUAUCGAAUCUGCCAAAGUCCUUCUUCAACACAAGGCAGACGUAACUAAAGAGAACGCGCAGGGAUGGACAGUUUUACAUGAGGCUGUGAGUACAGGAGAUCCGGAGAUGGUACAAAUGAUUCUGCAGCAUCGGGACUACCAGCAGACCUCCAUGACACUCGGAGGAGUUCCUGAAUUACUCCAAAAGAUCAACGAGACUCCUGACUUUUAUGUGGAAAUGAAAUGGGAGUUCACUAGCUGGGUCCCACUCGUUUCUAGAGUUUGCCCAAGCGAUGUCUGCCGCAUCUGGAAAAGCGGCGCCAAGCUGCGUGUGGAUCUCACUUUACUGGGCUUUGAAAAUAUGAGCUGGGAGAGAGGAAGGCGUAGCUUAAUUUUCAAGGGAGAAGAUACUGGAGGCUGGGCAGAACUGAUUGAGAUCAAUCACGAUGAUAAGUUUGUUACCACGGAGCGUUUUGAGAUUUCCCAGCACAUGCAGCGCUUGACGUUGGGAUCUAUGACACCGAAAAGAAAAGAUGUGGAAAGACGCCUUACAUCUCCAAUUAUUAAUACGUGCCUUGAUACAAAAAAUAUUGCUUUUGAAAGAACCACGUCUGGAUUCUGGGUCUGGAGGACAGAAAAAGCAGAAGGCGUAAAUGGCUAUGAAGCAAAGGUAUACAUUGCGAACAAUGUGAAUGUGGUCACAAGAAUCCGAACGGAACAUCUAACAGAAGAGGAGAAGAAAAGAUAUAAAGCUGACAGGAAUCCCCUGGAAUCAUUUCUUGGUACAGUGGAGCAUGAAUACGGUGCUCAGGGUACGACCAAGACAACAGAGUAUGCUGCAAGUAACAAUCCUACUGCUAUUACUCUGGAGGAAUAUUUUGACCCAGAGUUUGAUUUGAAAGGUAGAGACAUAGGAAGACCGAAAGAAGUCACCAUUCGAACACAGAAAUUUAAAGCAACCUUGUGGAUGAGUGAAGAGUUUCCCUUGUCUCUCGUGGAACAAGUCACUCCAAUCAUCGAUCUGAUGGCCAGAACCAGUGCUCAUUUCGCCAGACUUAGGGAUUUCAUCACUCUGGAAUUUCCACCAGGAUUUCCUGUCAAAAUUGAAAUUCCCUUAUUUCACGUGCUGAAUGCCCGAAUUACAUUUGAAAAUGUUAAUGGCUGCAGGACAGCUGAAAAAACAACAUCACAAAUGGGUGGAGGUGCGCAGUGUGAUUCAGGAGCUAAUUUUGAGGUUGACCAGUCAGUGUUUGAGAUCCCCAAAUCUUACCACGUCCAAGAUGACGGCAGGAACAUACACGUGCUGGAUGAAGAUAACGAGAUCAUGCAGUUUGCUAUUCAGCAGAGUUUGUUGGAAUCCGGUGGCAAUCCAGAAGUGGGAGUGCAUUCCAAUGGAGCAGUUGCAUAUUCACAGGACUUCAAUAUACAGUAUCAGAGAGCGCUGCAGGAGAGCUACCUGACGAGCUCGGGUAACUCACACUGCGGCAGCCCCAGUGAACCUUCCAGCUUUGAAAAAGACCUACAGCUCGCCAUGGAGUUGUCUGUCCGAGAGCAGGAGGAACGGGAGAAGCAACGUCGCGAAGAAGAAGAUGCAGAGCUCCAGCAAGUUCUACAGCUUUCUCUUGUGGAAAAAUAACUCUGUAGCGAUCUCCUGAAAUAAGGAUGACCAAAUCUGCCUAAAACUGAAGGCUUUCAGAGCUAUCAGUCUGAAGACCACUCCUGGGUUGCUUAAGUAAACAUUCCACCUGCCUUCUUAGUUGGCGUCAUCAGCUACAAAAAGCUGAUUUGUUUUUGUUUGAGGGAGCUGCAGAUCACGGGACUCUGCAUUUGGCUCCCCAACCACGCGGCCUGAGCUUUGAAGGAAAAGUUUUGAUCUAAACGUAUUUAUUGAAGAGCAGAUGGAAAUUUUGCUUAGCAGCAGGAUAUAGGAUUGCACUAAAGCUUGAAAACCUGAUUUAUGGGAGAGUUCAGGAGGGAAACUUCAUUACUUACCAAAGAAAUACUCAUCUGCUUAGUAAUUUCUGAAUAAUUCAAAGCCAUUGUCUGUUGCAGUUGUUACAGGGAGGAGUAUCUCUAUGCACAUGCACACCUAGGGUAGUUCUUCAUGCUGACAGAUGUUUUCUGUUGGUUUUCCUCAUGUUAUUCUCUUGUCUCUAGUUACUGAGAUUUUAUCAUGUGCUCCUGCUUAAGAGGGAUAAUUUUAUACUUGAACAACUAAUCCAAGCUCAAGACUAAACCAGUGCUUUCUGAAAAAGGACAAAACAAGUAGCCAGUAAAAUUUUGGAUCCUAAAACUGGACCAUCUGUCUAGUAAGUAGCAGUUUCUGCAGUGAUUCAAAACCAGCUCGUUCCCGUAGUCAGAGGGCAGCAAGUAAAGAAGCGAUAGAUACAGGUGCUGCUUUGCGGUCGCUUGGCGUGUGUGCAUGAGUGCGUGCCUGCGUGUGGGUGCUAAAUUCAGGUGAAAUUUUAAUGUAUACUUAUUGGAAGAUUUAAUUCUGUCAUCUGAAAGGGAAACGUGUGUUGCUUUUUAAAAUUCAAAUGCUCAUCCUUCAUGUGGAUACAUAUAUUUUUUUAUCGGGAUAUUUUUAUUGAUUUUUAAAACAAGCCAAUAGGACUACACUCAUAAAAAUGGUAUUGUAACAAUUUGCGAGUAGUUUUUCACCAGCUUUCCUCAGGUCUCUCGUCAUAUGGUAUGUUUGUAGCUGUUUUAUCUGCACUUCUGUCAGUGUUUACAGCACUUCCACUGUGACUCUUAAGUGCACUCCACACAUACACACUAUACAUCCAUGGGAAAGCCUUAUGGUAGCUGAAUGGGAGAAAUAUUCCUCUGCUCUGGCUGGCAGAAGUGUGACAAACCUAUGGUACAUAUGGGCUGAUCUUGCUGCCUAAUCCUGCCCUGAUUCCUUGGGCAAAACUGGGCAGUUUUGUGCAACCAGCUGUUAACCAGUAUAAAGUCACUAUAAAUGGACUUGAUCAUAACCAGUGAGGCGUUUGGUAACUUAGAGCCCUCUUUUAAACCAAUAAUCCACUGUUUUACAUCGCAAAUGAUUAAAAUGCCUUCAGUGUACACUAGAACUGGUCUAUCUGCACCGUUUCUGUUUAACGAUACCGCUUGCAUCCCUACAUAGCUCGUUUGGUGUUUGCAGGAGCGUUGACUUCCCUGCGCAGCAGCAGCGUUCUGGGUUGGAGCUGUUGCUUUCUUUGAAACGGGGAUAACUGUGACUUUAGCAGUUGAAAAAAGGGUAUAAUCCUUGCCUUGAGCUCUUGACAAAGUUGUGAGGUAGGAGAUGAAACCAUGUUAUUUUUUCCUCCAGUGGAAAUAAAGCCUUUAUAAACCAUC
Messenger RNA from Columba livia (rock pigeon), 3708 nucleotides. RefSeq names its product ankyrin repeat domain 13A (gene ANKRD13A). Gene Ontology annotation, molecular function: protein binding. The record is from RefSeq and is a predicted model, not a curated record. NCBI's taxonomy places the organism in Eukaryota, Metazoa, Chordata, Aves, Columbiformes, Columbidae. The coding region runs from base 125 to 2005 and encodes 626 amino acids. Gene Ontology annotation, cellular component: cytoplasm. The transcript is spliced from 16 exons.